Molecule: messenger RNA, 3373 nt
Organism: Phycodurus eques (leafy seadragon)
Lineage: Eukaryota; Metazoa; Chordata; Actinopteri; Syngnathiformes; Syngnathidae
Gene: foxl3
Product: forkhead box L3
Biological process (GO): cell differentiation; regulation of transcription by RNA polymerase II; anatomical structure morphogenesis
Molecular function (GO): DNA-binding transcription factor activity, RNA polymerase II-specific; RNA polymerase II cis-regulatory region sequence-specific DNA binding
Source: RefSeq, a predicted model, not a curated record
ACCAGGAGAGCUCCCAGUGGACGUCAGCUGGCUGAGCAGAGCAGCAGGAGAAGAAGGAGAAGGUGUUACUGCUGGAGACAUAUACUGUUUUUUUUGGGCGGGGAGGAAUCACACUAUAAGUUUAAGUGUAGACAUGUUUGACACUUCUCACUAUCCAUUCAACUGUUUCAACUAUGAUGGAGACGCGUACGCUUCCUGUAGCACAGACCAGGAGAAGAAGAUGUGCCGGCCCGCCUACAGCUACAUUGCCCUGAUCGCCAUGGCGAUCCAGCAGAGUCCCGAACAGAGGGUUACCCUGUCAGGCAUCUAUGAGUUUAUCAUGAGGAGGUUCCCAUACUACCGCUCCAACCAGAGAGCCUGGCAGAACUCCAUCAGACAUAACCUAUCGCUCAACAGUUGCUUCAUCAAGGUUCCCAGGACGGAGGGAAACGAGAAAGGAAAAGGAAACUUUUGGACUUUUGCCACAGGAUGCGAAUCCAUGCUUGACCUCUUUGAAAACGGCAACUUCCGGCGUCGGAGGCGCAGGCGGAACAUGAAAAUCAGCCUUCGCGAUUCAGGAGAGGCUCCGCUCCGGCCUGCGGAAAGCCAUGGCAAGCAGCUCGCGCCUGCGGUCCGCCGCCCCGAGGCGGACUCUACCCUUUGCCCUUUAAACCCCGAGAGGCCUCGGCCGUGCCCCACGCCUAACCCUCUCGCCCCGAAACCGGAGUCGGAGAUCAAGUUCAGCAUUGACUACAUCCUGUCUACGCCGGACCCACCCGUGCCUGGGAUCAGAUCCUCCCACAUAAGCCCUGUGCACAUAGGCCCGGCAGGACCACACAUACAUGUUCUGGAGCCCCAACACCUGAACCUGCACUUCUGGACCCUGUGAGGAGCGGAACCGGUCAAAACUGGCACAAACUGGGAGGACGUCCAAAGACAAUAGUCAUUUAAUUGACUUGAAACUGUAAUUAAAUGAGCGACAAAAUAGAAAGGUACAGUUCAAUAUGUUGGCUUGCAACACAGAAAGACAAAAAGAAGAACACUGAAUUCAUAUUGUCAUUCAUGCAUACGGUAUGCACAGAGCAGCGUGUGACCGUCAACGGUAGUCUUCCAUACACAUACUGUACAUGAGAUGAAAUACUGUGGGGUUUUUUUACAUUUACUGGAUUAUUUUGCAUCAAAAACCUUUAUUUUCGUCCUCCUUUCACCAAAGCAUUGUUUAAAUGAACAUUUUGCAGAUUUUUCAAUUACUGUCUUUUGUUGACACAAAGUCAAACGGAACAAAAGGCAAAAUAUCUGCGGAAAAUGUUGACGGUUAUCAAUUGUAUACCAUGUUCAAAAGAUAAAAUGUCAAGGUUUUCCCAACAUUCACACAUAAACUGUACUGUACACAUGGUUUAAUUACUGGCAGUACAUACAAGAUGCGACUGAAGUUAUUCACAUAGGUAAUUAAAAAACAUUUUUUUUUUUUUAUACUAAGGUAAACGGUACUGAGACUUUAAUGUGUUGAGACAAAUUAAAACCUAUAAAAUCAUACAAAAAGCUGAGUCUCAUAAAAUAUUCAAAAUCAACUAUUUUCCAGAACCAGUGAAAUCAUUUUCAUACUUAUUUUGAACAUACUAAAAUAUAAACAGUAUAUAAUAGUUUUUGGGCAGCAUGGUGUAAUAUGGUGGUUAGCACAUUUGCCUCCCAAUUCUGAGGUUCUUUGUCUGAAUCUCGGCUAAUUCCUUCCUGUGUGGAGUGUGCAUUUUGUCCCCGGGCUUGCAUGGGUUUUCCCCGGGUACUCCGGCUUCCUCCCAAAUUCCAAAAACAGGAAUAAUAGGAUCAGUGGAGAUUAUAAAUUGUCAUUAGGUGAGUGUGUGAGUAUGUGCACUGCUCAUUUGUGACCCUGAUAAGGACAAGCACUAAAUUGAUGGAUAAAUGUUAGUUUCCUACUAAAAACAGUGGACUACAUUUUGUAUGAAAUUCUGCUAGGAUCCUCAUUCUUCAUGUCAGUACAUUUUGGGUAAAUUGUGUCAAAAGUGGGGUCUAGUGGUACAUUUGCUUGACUUCAGGGCAGGCCGCGUGAUUCCGUUUCCACUUAGUGAUGGUGCGAACGUGAGGGUCAAUAGUGAUCUUUCUCUACUCUAUAUGUGGCCUGUGAUUGACUCAAAACGUAGCUGACAACCUAAACACAAAAGCGACAUGAAAGUUGUUUAUGCUGAAAACUGUGCUAACAAACAAAUCGAACCUUUUAUGCCAUCCUUGUGCAAUUUUGAACAUGUUACCAAAUUACAGUACUUCCUCCACUAAGGCGACAUAGCAAAAUAUGUUCAUACUCUUGACUAUUCCAUGCAGAACAAGUUGUAGAUAUCUAUCAAUACUUAUCAAUAUCAAGCCAUCCAUUUUCCAUAGCUUGCCCUCAUUAGGGUUGCAAUUUAGAUGGAGCCUAUUCCAUCUGAUUUUGAGCAAAGGGGAAAUUGCCUACAGUGUGUUGACAAACAAACAUUCACACCAAUAGGUAAUUUACUCUUCAAUGAACUGGUUUUGGAAUGUGGAAGAAAUGGUGAAAAUACACACCACACAGGUGGCCCUGAACUGAGAUUCGAACCCAGAACCUCUUGAAUGUGAAGCACACAUGCUUUCCCCUUUUCGCCGGGGUGCCCAUACGGAUUAAUAUACAGCGGUGCCUUGAGAUACGAGUAAUUUGUUGCAUGAAAGUUGAAUCGUAAAUGAUCAUUUCCCAUUGAAAUGAAUGGAAAUAGCAUUAUUCCGUUACAGCCUUCCCCCUGAAAGAAAUAAAAAAUAAAAUUGCUAUAACUUGUACUUUAAUGAGUAAAAUAGCACUCCAUUACAUUGUACUUCAUAAAAACAUACAGUAAUGGCAUAAGUAAAAGGAAUUAAAAAUAAUUAAGCCGUUUUUGUCACACUGCAUCAGUCGAAUGGCCAUUGUGCUGCUCUUUCUGGUGUGCCCGCCUUGCCCACCUGGGGACAGUAGAAGCCAGACAGAGAUACUAUAUACCGAUAUACUGUUCAUUGAGAUGGUCCACUCUUCAUAGUUCAUCAGUACGCCACUAAUAUUAGUUGUUCUAUGCAUAGGAUAAAGAACAUAUGACUGAGUAGUGUUAUAUUUUCAGUAAAUCUGAUGCUGCACCAUUUGUGUUCAAUCUGUUGCUUAAAGGGUUAUAGCACCACAACAUCCAAGUUGAUGCUAUUCGGUGGUAGCAUUAAGCUAGCAGACCGAAAGGUGAAGCUAUGUGGUUUUAAAUACACAAAGUGGAAUUUGCUUUGUUUGAUGUUUAGUUUGACAGUAAACUUCAACAGGGAGUGUCAAUAAACAGCUUGAGGCCUCUUUUUUGAAAAUGUGUUCACUACUUGCCAAACUGCUGCUUAAUGUGAAAUCUCUGCCACCAUA